This is a messenger RNA of Pleurotus ostreatus (oyster mushroom), 1512 nucleotides long. It is a transcript of the gene ALE1, whose product is annotated as lysophospholipid acyltransferase. Gene Ontology annotation, biological process: glycerophospholipid biosynthetic process; lipid modification. Gene Ontology annotation, molecular function: 1-acylglycerol-3-phosphate O-acyltransferase activity; 1-acylglycerophosphocholine O-acyltransferase activity. The record is from RefSeq and is a predicted model, not a curated record. Gene Ontology annotation, cellular component: membrane; endoplasmic reticulum. NCBI's taxonomy places the organism in Eukaryota, Fungi, Basidiomycota, Agaricomycetes, Agaricales, Pleurotaceae. The coding region runs from base 1 to 1512 and encodes 503 amino acids. The transcript is spliced from 9 exons.
AUGGACGCACUGUUUGUGCCUCUGGCCUCGCUGGUGGGCGCGUCGGUCGAUCAGGUUAAACUUAUUUUAUGUCUAUUAAGUGCCUACCCAUUGGGUAGCGUAUUCAUUCGCAUUCGUUCAAAACCGGCGAAACAUGCCUUCAACAUUGCCAUCACACUGUUCUACUUGUUCCCAGUCCUUCAUUUGUACUGGGGCUUUGUCCAGUUGCUGGGGGACAUCCUGGCGACGUAUUUCGUGGCGCGCAAUGUUCGAGGACCUAUGAUGCCGUGGAUUGUUUUUACUCUCGUAAUGGGACAUCUCUUGAUUAACCACAUUAUCCGCGCAAUGAAUGGCAUGAGCUACGAGACAGUCGAAAUCAGUGGUGCCCAGAUGGUCCUAACCAUGAAACUUACGACGUUUGCGUGGAAUGUUUGGGAUGGUAAUCGACCGACAGAGGAUCUGGACAAAUGGCAAUUAGCUAACCGUGUCUCCAAAUUCCCCAAUCUCCUCGAGUUCUUUGGUUAUGCUUUCUACUUCCCCGGUUUCCUUGUCGGACCGUACUUAGUCUUCACUGACUACAUGGCAUUGAUUGACGAGUCCCUCUUCAAAGACGCUCAGGGCAAGACCAAGCCUGGUCUUCCGGUCCCAGAAGGGCGCAAGCGCGUCGCCUAUCGCAAGAUGGUGACAGGCCUAGCAUUCUUAGGACUUUUCGUCUUCUUCAGCGGGAAAUACAACUUCGCUAUCUCACUCGAACCAUGGUUUGUUGAGCAAAGUCUUCCUUACCGAAUCGCUUUCUACCAAAUCUGCGGCUUCUUUGAAAGAUCAAAGUACUACGCUCUAUGGAUUCUUACCGAGGGUGCCAGCAUUCUUACUGGUCUAGGCUUCAGUGGCUUCAGCGCGUCAGGAAGCUCGCUAUGGGAGGGUGCUGCGAAUGUCGACGUGCUCUCCAUUGAGUUCGCCCCCAGUAUCAAGGUCCUUCUGGAUUCGUGGAACAUGAAGACGAACGUUUGGCUUCGUGAAUGCCUGUACAAGCGCGUUACGCCCAAGGGCAAGAAAGCGGGAUUCCGUAGCAGUAUGCUCACCUUCCUCACCAGCGCUGUUUGGCACGGUGUUUCAGGCGGUUAUUAUUUGGCCUUCGUUUACGCUGGUUUCGUUACUACUGCAUCCCGGCUCGCGCGCUCAAACAUCAGAACGCUCCUUCUUUCGCCUGAAGGCCAGCCACCUACUCUUGCCAAGCGUUUGUACGAUCUCGGAGGCAUCUUCCUGUCCAUGCUCAUCAUCAACUACGCCGCAACACCCUUCAUGUUGCUCGAUGUCAGGAAGUCUCUCGCUGCUUGGAGCAACUUGGGUUGGUAUGGCCAUGUCAUUGUCGGAGGCGCCUUGCUGUUCUUUUACGGUGGUGGAACACACUUCCUCAGACGCUUCCAACCACCGAAGCCCAAGGCGAAGCCAAGCAGCUCAGGAACGGCCACUCCGUUGGAGAACUUCACGACACCACCCAGCUUCGACAAGCUCAUCCCUCCCCAAAAUUAG